AGCAGCACCAGCAGCACCAUGAUGGCGCAGCGGGCGCUGCCCAACCCGUACGCGGACUACGACAAGUCUCUGGGCACCGCGUACUUCGAUGCGUCCGGCCGGCUGACUCCCGAGUUCACGCAGCGUCUGAACAACAAAAUAAGGGAACUGCUGCAGCAGAUGGAGAGGGGCCUGAAGGCUGCUGACCCGCGGGACUGCACGGCUUACACGGGCUGGGCAGGCAUUGCUGUGCUGUAUUUGCACCUGCAUGAUGUGUAUGGAGACCCAGCGUACCUCCACGUGGCCCAUGAGUACGUGAAGAAGAGCCUGAGCUGUCUGACAAGACGAUCCAUCACUUUCUUGUGUGGAGAUGCUGGGCCCCUGGCAGUGGCUGCCGUCAUCUACCACAAACUGCAGAACCACAAGCAGUCAGAAGACUGCAUCACUCGCCUGCUCCACCUACACAAGGUUGAUCCACGAGUGCCAGACGAGCUGCUGUAUGGGCGCAUGGGCUAUCUGUAUGCACUGCUGUUUGUGAACAAGCACUUUGGAGAGGAGAAGAUCCCUCAAAGUCACAUUCAGCAGGUCUGUGAAGCAGUUGUAGCCUCAGGAGAGAGCCUAGCCAAAAGGAGGAACUUUACAACCAAGAGCCCACUGAUGUAUGAGUGGUACCAGGAAUACUACGUAGGGGCAGCCCAUGGCUUGGCUGGGAUUUAUUACUAUCUCAUGCAGCCUGGCCUCGGAGUGAGCCAAGUAAAGCUGCACAACGCAGUCAAACCCAGCGUGGACUACGUCUGCCAGCUCAAAUUCCCAUCAGGCAAUUACCCUCCCUGCAUCGAUGACACCAGAGACCUGCUUGUCCAUUGGUGCCACGGGGCACCAGGCGUUAUCUACAUGCUUCUCCAGGCCUACAAGGUGUUUGGGGAGCAGCAGUACCUGAACGAUGCCCUGCAGUGUGCAGAAGUGAUCUGGCAGUACGGGUUAUUGAAGAAAGGCUACGGGCUCUGCCACGGGACUGCUGGCAAUGCCUAUGGUUUCCUAGCACUGUACAACCUCACUCAGAACAUGAAAUACCUGUACAGGGCCUGCAAGUUUGCAGAGUGGUGUUUAAGCUAUGGUCAGCACGGCUGUCGGACUCCAGACACACCGUUUUCUCUCUUUGAAGGAAUGGCUGGAACAAUUUACUUUCUUGCUGACCUGCUGGUGCCAACCAAGGCCAAGUUCCCUGCGUUUGAACUGUGAACCUAAGCUAGGCAGUUCCUUGCCUAAAUCUUUCAGCACUUGGAAAAGCAGUUCAGAGCUGCUUUCUCCUCCUUCCGAGCUCAUUGUUGUUUACCUAACUGAACAUAAAUCCAUGCUCCUAGGGCACACCAAGUUCUCUAAUAUUUCUAGUUGUUUUGUUGCAUUGUUUCAGUUUAAACAACAAAAUGCAGGUUUUGCUGGUGUCUCCUGAAAACACAGGGCUGCAGUUGGGAGCGGGGAAAUAUGUACAGUAUUUUAUGCGCUAUAAAGUUUUGCUAUUUUAUGUAUCCCAUUUCCUGGGAGAAAGUUUUCUAUUGAAUGUGACUUUGCCUGUUUAAGUUUUGUUUUGGUGCUGACAAAUAGUUACAGGAAGUUGACCUUGGAAAACACUGAGAUAAAACACUGAGACUGCUGCCCUUCACUGUGCUUUGAAGCAUUCUCUUUCUGUCCAUGCUGGGAGUAGGCAGUUUAGGAGCUGCUCCACAAGAAGUGAAUGUGAUGGACAGUGGAAUCUCUCCUUUUUUUUCAUGUCAGAUUGCAAACAGAGCAGCUGGAACUGCCAGAGCCUUGGCCUGAAUUUACUCCUGCCUGCUUUCUAGGUGAAGGCCAUUAUCUAUAGCUCUUUUGUGCAUUUUUUCCAGUGACGGACAAAUAACCCCCGAGCUUUGGUGCCUGUUAUCUUAUGCUAAACCUUGCCAAGUCCAUUGCUCAUGUCAUGGGAACUUGUAAUUUAAUAGUAAGCUAGAAUGCAUACUGGUGCGGACGCUCUUUGUUAGCUUUGAAAAUUUAUUUUUGCAAUCUUUUAUUUAAAAAACAAAUUCAUAUUAUAGCUGAUUGGCAGCAGCAGCAUAAAGAAAUAAAUAUUUUUCACUGAGUUCUCUCAGUGUUCAGCCUGUUACCUGUGUAGAGGAUAUGUACAGGCUUUGUUCUAUAAGCUUUCCUGGAUUAACCUGGAUAAUUUGAAUCACUUGUUACUGCUCUUAUGGUUUGAUUUGCACUACAUCUCCCCACCUGGAAAAUCUGCUCUAGGUUCAACAGCUUUGAUCUGACAGCACACCACAAACUUGCAGGGGGUAAAUCUGCUUUAGAACCCUACGCUGCUUUGCAGCACUGGGGACCUGACCCCUUCCCCUAUUAAACCAUUGCACUUUUUUUUUUUUUUUUUAAGCUCCAACCAUGAGCUAAGCACUGAGUACAGUGGAAGUUACUGACUCCACUAUGCGACUUUGUGCUGUUUGAGGGCUGCUCCUCAGCCUGGACAAGCGAGGGCACGGGUUUGGUUUUUCAGGGGAGAGCUGGUGAGGGGUUCAAGUCAAGAGCAGGGCAGCUUCAGGGCAGCACAGGCAGUCUCCAAGCCAGCAGCAUGAAGCAGAAGCUGCACAAGUUGUCUACAGUGCUGCUACGAGGACCAUACCUGGUAUGUUCACAGCCAGCUCACCUCUCAACAGUGGCACGGGCAGAGCUGAAAGAAGCUGUUUCAGUGAAGAGCAGAAAGCAUUCCUGUAGAUUCCUCCUCUCCUCAAAGAGCCAGCUCAUCAGAAGACAGCCUGAUGCACACAAAUGCUCGUCUGCCUCAGGCUCGGCCUUCCUGGCAGGAGCCUGAAGCUCAUCCAGGCUAAGUUCAUCCCAGUUGUUUCUGGGACUCUUGCAUUAAGGGGAGAGGUGACUGGAAAGGAAGAAGCACAGCCUCAAGAGCAGGAGUUGGCUAAUCAAACAGUAUGAGAGUGGGAUCCUUGAGUACCUGAGGCCCACUGUAAUCCCCGCUGCGAUGCCAGAGUGGGGACACCGGUCUGAGCCUGGAUUUCUCCUGGGCACUGCUUUGUAGAGGAGGUGGUUUGUGUGGCCUAAUGGGGCAGCACUGUGGCCCAGGGUUCAUACACACAUCAGAAAAUCACCAGGAGGGGUGCAGAACAGUCAGGUGGAGCACUGUUCAAUAAAACAUGACAGUGAACAA
Messenger RNA from Centrocercus urophasianus (Greater sage-grouse), 3175 nucleotides. It is a transcript of the gene LANCL1, whose product is annotated as LanC like 1. The record is from RefSeq and is a predicted model, not a curated record. The transcript is spliced from 9 exons. The coding region runs from base 19 to 1221 and encodes 400 amino acids. Gene Ontology annotation, cellular component: plasma membrane. NCBI's taxonomy places the organism in Eukaryota, Metazoa, Chordata, Aves, Galliformes, Phasianidae. Gene Ontology annotation, biological process: peptide modification; carbohydrate metabolic process.